This is a messenger RNA of Stegastes partitus (bicolor damselfish), 2335 nucleotides long. It is a transcript of the gene tcf12, whose product is annotated as transcription factor 12. The record is from RefSeq and is a predicted model, not a curated record. Gene Ontology annotation, cellular component: transcription regulator complex; chromatin. The transcript is spliced from 14 exons. Gene Ontology annotation, biological process: regulation of transcription by RNA polymerase II. NCBI's taxonomy places the organism in Eukaryota, Metazoa, Chordata, Actinopteri, Pomacentridae. Bases 137 to 1783 code for a protein of 548 amino acids. Gene Ontology annotation, molecular function: RNA polymerase II cis-regulatory region sequence-specific DNA binding; protein dimerization activity; DNA-binding transcription factor activity, RNA polymerase II-specific.
CUCUGAGUGGGUCGUGUGUGGAGGCCAGCACUGAAAGAAUUAUUAGUCCCUUUUGAACGCUUUGGAUGUAUGUCUAGAGAGAACGCCAGUGUGCCGCUGUAGUUAUACCUUUAUCACGUAAACUGUUAAAGCUAUAAUGUAUUGCGCCUACCCUGUCCCUGGAAUGGGCAGUAACUCUUUAAUGUAUUACUACAACGGGAAAUCGGUGUAUGCACCAUCUCCAAACUCGGAAGACUUCAACAGAGAUUCCCCUUCUUACUCUUCUCCUAAACCCUCCAGCAGUAUGUUUGCAAGCACUUUCUUUGAUGGUACCCACAGUUCGUCUGACCCUUGGAAUUCAUCCAACGGGAUCAGUCAGCCCGGCUAUGGGGGAAUGCUCGCAGGAUCUUCAUCUCACAUGCCACAGUCGGGAAACUACAGCACCCUGCACUCGCACGACCGUUUGAAUUAUCCUGCGCACUCAGUCUCUCCGGACAUCAAUGCCAGUCUUCCUCCCAUGUCCAGCUUCCACCGAAGCAACACCAGCACUUCGCCAUUCGUCACCGCAGCGCACACCUCCUCCGUCAACACAGCCGACGGGGUCAUGGCUGCUGCAAAUCGGGGGACCGCCACUGGAAGCUCACAGACUGGAGAUGCACUGGGCAAGGCUCUGGCCUCGAUUUACUCACCUGACCACACUAGCAGUAGUUUUCCUUCCAAUCCGUCGACACCUGUGGGCUCUCCUUCACCUCUGACAGCCACAGCAGGUGCUGCCUCAGCAGGUACCGUGGUGACUGCUGCCGGCACCCCGUCUGGAAGGCCAGGUACCAACCAGUGGCCCCGUGCCGGUGGACAGACCCCCUCCUCUCCAAAUUAUGAGAACUCCCUUCACUCACUGAAAAACAGAGUUCAUCAGCAGUUACAUGAGCAUCUUCAGGAUGCCAUGUCUUUCUUAAAGGAUGUCUGCGAGUCUCGAAUGGAGGAUCGUCUGGACAGAUUGGAUGAUGCAAUCCUCGUUCUGAGGAACCAUGCAGUGGGCUCCACCGCCAGUCUGCCCAGCGACAUACACAGUCUGCUGGGACAGGCGCAAAAUGGGCCAAUAACAGCCAUUGGGCCAAACUUUCCAGCCUCUGCAUUGGUUCCAGGCCGGACUGCAGCGAUGCAGGGAGGCGACGAUGCUGCCAGCCUGAACAACAGCCAUGGAGGUCUGCCCAGCGCCGGCUCCACAUCCACCGCAGAGCUCAACCACCAACUGGAAACAUUCAGAGGCCUCGCUUCGACCCUGGCUGGACAGAUGCCCACCGCCCUGGAGCUGAAGGUGGAGAAGCAGGACAAAGACGACAUGCACGACAGCCUCUCUGGCGACGACAAGUCCGACGACGAGAGCGACAGAAGAGACAUGAAGACACCCAGAUCAGGCCAGCGCACGAGUAUCACUGAAGACGAGGACCUGAACCCAGAGCAGAAGGCUGAGCGAGAGCGCGAGAGAAGGAUGGCCAACAACGCCCGCGAGCGCCUGAGGGUGCGAGACAUCAACGAGGCCUUCAAGGAGCUGGGCCGUAUGUGCCAGCUGCACCUGAAAAGCGAGAAGCCCCAGACCAAGCUGCUCAUCCUCCAUCAGGCCGUGGCCGUCAUUCUGAGCUUGGAGCAGCAAGUCAGAGAGCGGAAUCUGAACCCCAAAGCAGCCUGCCUUAAGAGAAGGGAGGAAGAGAAAGUGUCCGGAGGCUCCAGUGACGCCCAACAAGGCCACACAGGAGUCCAUCCAGGCCUGACCGACACAUCCAACCCCAUGGGCCACCUCUGAGGAGGAGACAGAUCAAAGUGAUGCAGAUCGUUUCUGUCCCGUUCGAGUCGGUGACCUUGCUUCCCAGCGACAGACAGGACUCACAGUUUGUGACACCAAUUGGAGGAGACAGACCACUUGAAGCGAAACUACGAGUCUAACACAAUCCAAUCCGAAGAUUGAAGAAGAGCCAAGCGUCCAGCUCCCUGCGACCAUCUGCAAAUUUCUCCCCCACAAGAAAAGAAAAAAAAAUCUUCAGCACAUAUCACUGUCUGCAAGAAGUGUGUUGCUUCUGAACAAUCAGAGACUCCGCAAUCUCCUCCAACCGUAUGUGGAAAUUGCCUCGUGCCUAAACUGAAUUGACGAAUGCAUUGUAACAGCAAUUGUUUUUGUUUGUCUGUUUCUUUUUUUUUUUCUUUUUGUUUGUUCCUAUUUAUUAUGUUAUUGAGCUAUAAAGUGUAUGUCUAAAGGGAAAGUUAGGUAAAUUCAAAGAGAAGCAUGCGGCUUUUCAGUCGACCUAUAGUUUGCCAGCGUCGCCGUUCAACCCGAGCACUCCGCCCCGAGACGAGGGGA